AUGGCGACUUCUGUACGGAGUGGAAUCAAAUUGGAAGGGUCUACAGGUACCGGUUCCCAAAUUAGUACUAUAACUGUGGUAACUGCUGGUGGAGUUGGUCAAACGCUCGUUGUACAACCAGUACAACAGGCUUCUGUUGUGCGUACAUCAAUAGACCAGGUAUUAAAUGUUUAAAGAUAAAACAAAAAUAAUUAUAUAUUUAAACCUAUUUACUUUCAGAAUGUAAAUAGUAAUAGACAACUGGAAAAUGCCAUAUUAUGUGGUACUAGUCCAGUACAUGAUGAUGGAUCUGAUAAAUCAUUAGAUGACGAUGAACAUAACAUAGAUCAUAAAGAUCGUAGUGCUUCUACUGUUACUGUCGAUAAUAGUCAUUAUAUUGUGGCAGCAUCGGGUGAGUUAAUCAAUUACUUUAUCUUGUUAUAGAAUUAAAAUUGUAUUUAUUUAUGAAAAAUGAAGGAUUUUUAAUUAUAAAUUUUAAAAGAUCAAAAUAAUAUAUUUAAGGAUGGGUCUUUGUCAGUUUUUAUCAGUUCCAAUAUGAUGAUUCUCGUAAAGAAUUUAAAGAUAUAUUUUACUAUACAAAAUGUAGUUUAAGUAUAUUUUAACUUUUUUAGUUAAUUAGUAGAGAAUUAUUUGACCCAUCCCUACAUUCUUAAUUAUUUAGUUAACUUGUAUUUUUAUUUUUUAAUAAUAGUCCUCUAUUUUUCAUCAAAAUUGCAUAUUAUCAUAUAACAGUUUAAAAAAAUUACACGCUUACAAUUAAGAAGGGACUCAAGGACGAUCUUAUACUUCUCUUACACCAGUACCAACAUUGGGUAAGACUUGUAAUGAAAUAUUUAUUUUAUUUUUCAUUUCAAAUUCUUUAUUGUAUGUUUUCUUUGUUCCUUUUUAGUAUUUUACAUUACCUUCUUAGAUCAUGUAUAACUAUUUAUUAUUUAUUUUGCUUAAAAGACUUUUCCACUUAUGCAGAGUUUUUACCAAAAAUAAAUUGUAAUCAUAUUAUACAUCAUAUGCAAGCAGAGCCCUAUCAUAGCGUUGCCGGUGGCAACAAAAUUAGUAUAAACAAUAGAUAUUUUUUCCCCUUAUAACAAAAGAAAACCAGAAAUCAAUAAAAAUAAAUAAAUUUGGUUUUAACUGUAGCAACCUAUAACUAAGUAUAAACAUUUGAAUAAAUAAUUUAAGUAAAAUAACUAUCCCAAUUACAACUAUUAUAACUAUUACACUUUUACAUUUUUUGUAACUACUGUAAACAAAAAUCAAUUUCAAAUUUUAAAAAUACAUAUAGAGCACCCAUAGAGAAAUAUUAAAAAUUUUAAAUAACAUUUUUUUUAGUAAUUUUAGAAUAUUCCUUGUACUUUUCUUAAUAACUGAGGAACAUUAGGAAUUAAUUUUGGAAAAACAGGAAUAUUUACACAACAAUCAUUUAUUAUUUUCAAUUUGGUUUUUUUUAUUAUCCAGUUAAAAAUAAUUGAAGGAUCCUAAAAUGUUAACAAAAAAAAAUAAUGUAAGCCCUUUUUAGAUGUGUUUUUCAAAGACAUUCUGUGAUAUUUGAGCCAUUUAUAGCAGUUGUUGAGUUUUUAGUUUUUAUUUGGUGUUUUAUGUUAAAUAAGUUGUUUUGGUCAUGCAAAAAUGAUCAAACUCAAUUAAUUAUAAGUUGUACCUGGUAGUUAAAUAAAAAAAUUGAGUUGUAGUGGAGUAGUUUUUUAUAAUUCUUCUUAGGUCAAAUUUUGACAUAAAUAGUACAAAUUGUGGCUUUAAAAUAUUCUUUUUUUAUUGUUUAUAAGUUUAGUCGAAUUUUGCUUAGAUUGUUUGAUUAGCAAUUACUAGACGUAAUUAUAAAUUAAAUUACCUUAUAUAUCCUACAGUUUAUUUUUUAAUUAUGUUUACUACACUACUUUUUGUAGUAAGUUACGUCUGUAAAGUCAGUUUAUAGCUCCUUCAUUUAUUUUUUUAUAUUUUUUUUUUUUUUUAAUCUACUUUGAUUUCUUAUAUGUUUAAAAUAUAUUAUGUAUCAUUGGUAUUAAUUUAAAAUUUGUUUAUAUAACUUAAAUAAUUUGAUGUAUAUUAUUUAGUUCCUGAAACAGAAGCUGUUGGUUCUGAUGAUGUUGGCCAUUCUACAUAUGUACAGUAUGUUGAAGGAACUGGUGAACACUCAAUUUUUACAAAUGGACAAAUGUAAUGUAUUUUUCAAAACAAAAAAAAAAACUAAAAUUGUAUACAUUUUUUAUUUUCAGGGCCUACCCAGUUUAUACUGUGGGGGAGAGUGGAACAAUGUAUCAAACUGGUCAAACUCAUUAUUAUACUCCAAGCACAAAUUCUUAUUCUCAAGUAAAUAUUGACUAUUUAUACUAAUAUUUAUGUGUAUAAUUACUAGUGAUGUUACAAAUCAUUAAUUUUAAGGUUGAACUGAUUCUUUUUUUAAACUAUUAAAUUAUUACCAAAAAAAAAUAUUCAAAUAUGAUGAAAUAAAAUAAAUUAAAAUAUGAAAAUCAAAAGAUUAAAAUUCUUGAAUAUGUUAUGUUAGCUACAAUAUGUACAGAGGUACAACAGUUUUAUAUUUGUCGUGGCAUAGUUUUUUGAUAGCAAAAAAAAUGUCAUCCAAAUUUUACUGAAAAAAAUAACGUUUAGUACAAAUUAAUAAUAAACUAAUAUGAAAUCUAUUGAAUUUGUUUAUUACAAGAGAUAGAGAUAGGAUGUAGAUGACCUAAAAAGAAAAAAAUAAUUAAACAAUUUUGAAUUGUAUAAACCUCCUCUUGUUAAAUUUCUAGCAUUUCUGUUAGGUCAAAGAAUUUUAUCCACUGAGUAACCUACUAAAUAAAAAUAACAUAAAAACACUUAAAAUUAAAAUAUUUAUAAGUAGCUCAAAUAUUUUGAAAAUUUGAUUACAUCUAAAAAAGCAUUUUUGUAAAUUUUCCCGUCCUUUGUAUGUUUUUUCGGUUUUGCUUAGUAUUAAAAAAACUAUACAAACAAUUAAAAAACACUUCUCUAAUGCACCAACAAGAUAAAAUUUCUUUUUCAAAAAUGUGUUACAUUCUGUACAUUAGAGUAAGAUUUCUUUUUGAAAAAUUAUUCACAGAUACUAAAAAAAAUACAUCAUAGAAAAACCAAUAUAUUCGAAUAUAAAACUUAUUAUAUAUAUAUAAAAAAUAUUUAUAUUGUGAAUCUAUGAAGCAUGAAACAAAUUUUUAGCUUAGGAUAAAAGAAGGAAAAAAAUGCAAAAGUUAUCAAUAUCAUAUUUCUAUUUAGUUAUAUUUCAAUGAAAUGGGGUGAAUUUUUAAACCUAAUCUCAGGUUUAGUUCAAAGUUCAAACAAUUUGUAAUAUCACUAAUAAUUUUCAGUUUUGAUAUACAGAUGGUCUAUAAAUCCUAAUCAAAAUUCUUCAUUGAAUUCUUGUAUCGUUAUUUAUUAUAAUUUAUUACAGUUUAUACAAUUAUUCAAUUCAAAUUAUUAUAUUAUAACAAUAAUGUAAAUAAGAUAUUUUUCAAUUGAUACUUGUAACUUAUAACCUUACUUUUUCUAUUAAAAAUCUUAAUGUUGUUUGUAAGUAUAUUCAGGAUAUUUUAUGGAUUAUUCUGUAUAUUUAAUUGAAUUGUACAAUUAUAAUAAUUACAUAAUGACAAAUAAAAUGCGAUCAAAAUGUUAAAGGUUACAAAUACCUUAGGCCAACCAACAUGUCAGGCACAAAUUAUUGGUAAUGGAACCUAUAUCAUACAACAGAAUGUUGACAAUGAUCAUAUUAUUACCACCACUCAAAGGGACAGCCCGAAUUCCGCUAUAUCUUCGGUAUUAAAAUUUAAUAAAAAUAUGCUUCAAUCAAUGCGUGUUAUGUGUUUAAAAUACUGCCUGUGAUUUUAUAAUUUUUUGCAAAAAUGUUUUUUAAUUGACAUGUAGUAUAAUCUUUAUUUAAAUUUUUUUUUUUUUUUAAGGAUGUGUCUUAUCUUACAGUCAAUGCCACUGAUUCUGGAACAGCGAAUUCUAAUAUCGAUCAACUAAAUGGUGUUGAUUCAGAUGGAGGAAUGCAAAGUUCUGGUCUAAUACACGCCAAUAGAAUUUCUCCAGCCACUGUAAGUAAAUUGAAAAAAUUUGUUGCAAUGAGCCAUUCUGAAAAAUGUUUUAAUAGGUCAAUUGGCUGAUGGAAAAUUAUGAAAUGGCUGAAGGUGUAUCAUUACCACGAUCAACAUUAUAUAACCAUUAUUUAACACACUGUUCAGAAACUAAAAUUGACCCUGUAAAUGCAGCAUCAUUUGGUAAACUCAUUCGGUCUGUAUUCAUGGGAUUACGUACACGACGUUUAGGAACCCGGUAUUGUACUUUGGCAUAACAUUACAGAUAAUUAUAAAAAAAUGAUUUUAUUCACAAUUUGUUUUGUGUUUAGAGGAAAUUCUAAAUAUCAUUAUUAUGGUAUACGAGUUAAAGCUAGUUCAUUGUUGAAUGACUUUUCUAAUGAGGAGAGCUUACCAGGUCGAACAAAUCAAAGUAGUAGUUCAAAGAAAAUUAAAUUCAUUAAAACCGAAGAGCGUAACUGCAAUCAAUAUACCACAAACAGUUCAGACUCUGCUAAUUGUUCUCAAAAUAGUAUUCCAUCUUCUCCACAAACCCAAAACCAAGAAUAUUUAGGUGAUGGUGCUAAUGCUGUACCAGAAUUUCCCGAUAUUAUUUUAGAUGAAAUUCAAUUGGAUGACAAUUGUACUUUAGAAGAUGUAGAUACAUUUAAAAAUUUAUAUCGUGAACAUUAUGAAGUAAUUGAUUUUAAUUUAUCAUUUAUCGUUUUAUUUAUUUAUUUAUUUUUUUGUUUUGUUUCUAUAGGCAUUUUUAGGUGCCAUUUUAAACUUGGAAUUUGGCACUGUUGAGUCUCUGUGGCGUGAAUUUUGGCGUAGUCAAGAUAAUAAUAAUGAUGAAUGUGAAGAGGAGAAGUACUUAUCUAAAGAAAAGUUAUAUUCCUUAUCAAAGUGUAAAACGUUGCAACUAUUUGUAAAAACAGUUGAUUUUCUAUUUUAUCAAAAUUUAGUGAAAGUUUUGAUUCCAGACGUUCUUCGACCUGUUCCUGGUAUGUGCAUUUUAUCUUUUAGUGUUAGUGAGAUAUAUUUAAUAUUACUAUUACACAAAAUACUACGUACAGGAACAUUAACUCAAGCCAUUAGAAAUUUUUCUAAAGGAUUGGAGUCUUGGCUUACUUCUGCAAUGCAAGGAUGUCCAGAAGAAAUGAUCUCAAUAAAAGUUAGUAUUAUUGUAUUUCAUUAUUACUUGAGUUUUAACUAUUAAUUAAAAAAUAAUUUUAGGUGACUGCUGUCAGUGCAUUUGCACAAACAUUACGUAGGUAUACUUCACUUAAUCAUCUUGCCCAAGCUGCAAGAGCCGUGCUUCAAAAUUAUACUCAAAUAAAUCAAAUGCUUGCCGAUUUGAACCGUGUGGACUUCCGUAAUGUACAAGAACAGGUAUGAUAAAAAAAUAAUAAUUAUUCCUAAAAUAUAAAACUAUUAACUUGGUUAAUCAAAAGGCUUCAUGGGUUUGUCAAUGUGAUUCAACAUUGGUUCAACAAUUGGAAGCAGAUUUUAAACAUACAUUGCAACAACAAAACUCUUUAGAAGAAUGGGCAAUAUGGUUGAAAAGUGUUGUUGAUAAUUGUUUAAAACAAUAUCGUGGUACACCUAAUUUCACCAAAGAAGCUAGACAGUUUUUACUAAAAUGGUCAUUUUAUAGGUAUGUUUUAAAAAAAAACAAAAUAUUAAUCAUAAAUUCUAACUUCUAUUAUUUAUGAUAGUUCAAUGGUAAUACGUGAUCUAACCUUACGCUCAGCUGCUAGUUUUGGUUCAUUUCACUUAAUACGACUACUGUAUGAUGAAUACAUGUUUUAUUUAAUAGAACAUGAAGUAGCUUCAGUCACAGGUGAAACACAGAUUGCAGUAAUGAGUUCACAAGAUAGCGUGAGUAUAUUUAAAUGAUUAUGUUUUAUUAUUAAUGUUUAUUGUUUAGAUUUAAUUAAUAUUAAAUUCUCACUUUUUAUUACCCUGAUUAUGAUUUAGUGUACAUAUUACAUUAUGAGUGUAGUGAGAAAUGUAUUAGUUUUAAUGUGUACUUUUUUUCUGUCUGUACAACUUUACAAUCUUGAUUAAACAAAAAUUAUUAAAAAUUAUUAUGAGGUUGAUUGUAAAUUAAGUGGUAGCUCAAUGGAGUAGGUAUUCUUAUACACAUUUUUAUGUUUAAAUUCUAAUGAAAGUCUUAUGACUUAAAAAUACAUUUAAGAAAACAAAUUUUGCUGAUGCAAAUGAUUAAUGAUUCUGUACAGAUAUAAAUAAAAUAAUUUUAUCUUUUUUACCUUUCCAACUUUCCACCUUCAACAAAUUAUUUACUCAUUAGCAAUAUCAACUUUUUUUUUUUUCUUAUAAUUUAUAUUGUAUGUAUUAACAAUAAAACAAAUUUUGAAAUAAGAAUUAAUUCAACAAAACUAUUGAAAUAUAGUAUUGCAAUGUACAAUUAUUUGGUUAUGUCUCUCUUAGUAAUUAUUAGAUUAUAAGUAGGCAAAAUUAAUAUUACCUGUUAAUAAUAUUAUAUAAGUUUUUAGAGUAAUCAAAGUAAAAUACCUACGUUUAUUAACAGAAACAUCAUAAAUUGUGAAUGACAUUGUAUUGGAUAAUAUGGAUUAUGAUGACUGUAUUUUGAUGGAUUAUUGUACAUACGAGAAAAAAUAAUACUCUAUUAGAAUAAUUUAUAUUAUCCAAUACAUUCAUAACUAAUGAGUGGUGGUGUACAUCAGUAAUUUGAACUGGUAAGCGUCAAAAAAAAAACUUAAAAUACUGUUAUAAUUUACAUGUCUAUGUACAACGUUAUCUUAAUGUAUUUCUUAAAGCUCAAAACAGUUUCCAACUAUUGUUUUAACUUGUGGUCACUUUGCCUUACCACACCCAGUCAUGUUUACUAUAAUGAUGCAGACCUGGUUAUCAAAAUUCUGAACGCUUUUGUCAAUAUUUUGUAUACUUAUAUAAUAAAUUUAAUAUCUUAAAUUUUUUUUAAAUUAUUAAUAUAAUGCAGUAUAUAUAUCCAAAAUAAAAAAAACCUAUAUUAAAAAUAUGACAUAUUGCUUAUUGACAUAAAUGAAAUUUAUUUUAUUAUUUUUUGAGCAUGCAGCACUCACUUGACCUAACUGCAUACCGCUGCUUAUGAUGUUUCUAUAAUAGCCAGGAGGUCUUUACUAAUCAAAAUUGUAUAUUAUUAUUAUUAUUUACAAUUUUCUUAUAAACAGCUAUAAUUAUAAUUAAUUGUAUAAUUGUAAAAAUUUGAUUUUGUUUUAGAAAACUACUUUACCUACAGUUCUGAUAGACUUUGAGCCAACUGAAUACACUACUACUUGCAAUGGAAAACGCAUGAAAAUUAAUUAG
Molecule: messenger RNA, 7373 nt
Organism: Cinara cedri
Lineage: Eukaryota; Metazoa; Arthropoda; Insecta; Hemiptera; Aphididae
Source: the annotation of a GenBank genome assembly